AUGUCUAUCAAACUACAAGAGUCCAUUGACUUGGACUUGAAACAAGAUGAGGAUUUCGAUAUCUUGGAUGAGUUCCUAGAUAAAAGAUUAUAUGAAGAUCAAAGUCAACAACAACAAGUACAACAAGUACCACCACAACAAGUACCACAAGGUCAAGCUCCUCAUGAUGAUGAACUAUUUCAAAGCUUCUUAACUGACGAUCUAAACAAGAAUGAUUUCUUAUAUUUCAAUCAAUCAAAUGAUAAUACUAAUAACAAUGAUAAUAACUAUGGAAUAAAUGCAACUACACCAAAUUCAAUUGAUUUAACAAGUCCUGAUACUUCCAAAAAUGAAAUUUAUACAACUCCAAUAUCAAUAAAUGAAAUACCACAACCACAUAAUUCCAUGUUCCAACAAUCAAAAGAUAUCCUUUCAAAUUUAAAAUUUGGUAAAGAUAUUCCAACAAAAUUUAAUAAUCAAUUACCACAAGAAUAUUUAGAUAUUGAUUCAAAUUCUUUACCUUAUAAGAUGAACAUCAAGAACUUACCAAAUUAUUCACGUGUUGAAACUCAAAUUAAAAUUGAAUUAUCAGUUUCUCCUCCACCACCACAAUUUCUUGUGCAUUUACCUUCAGAUACAAUUGCCAAACAAAAAUUAUGUUUAAAAAAUGAUGAAUUACCUGAAGAUCUUAAACAAAAUAUUUUAUUCUUAGAUACUUUUGUCUUGACAAGUUCAAAUUCAAAAUCUUGUAAUAUUUGUCCAAGAUGUAUCAAAAGAGAACAAAAAAGAGCAUCAAGAAGAAAAUCUGGUAUAAGUGAUAAUUUAAAUUGGGGAACAAAUACUUCCAAGCGUGCAAUCAUUUUCAAUUGUAAAGAAAUCAUAUCAUUCCCACAACCAUCAUCAUCAAGUACAACUUCAAAAGAUUUGGAUAUCUCUGCAAGAUUAGUUUGUUAUUGUAGACAUCAUCAAGAAUCAAAAGGUUUUAAAUUAUUAUUUAUAUUAAAAAAUUCAAAAGAUGAAAUUUUAGCAAAACAUGUAUCAACUCCAAUAAUGAUUAUGGAUAGAAAGAAAACCCUAGAUGAUUCAAAUGAUCAAUCAAAUAAUAAUUCUCAUAUUUCUCAACCAUUAUCACCAACUUCAAUUGAAGAAGAUAGUUCAGAACCUCAUACAACUGAUUCAAGAAUUUUUAAAAGAAAGAAAACUUGGUCUCCAGAAUUAUCUGAUGGGUUAAACAUCAUCCCCUCUAGGAAACCAUCAACUUUAUUUAAUGGUUAUAAUUCAUCUUCAUCAAUUAAAAAAGAAUCAAUUGAUCCAAUUUCUCCAUCAAAUAACUUACAACAAAUUUCAACUAUAAACACAACAUUACCUUCAAUUCAAAGAAUUAUUCCAUCCCAGGGUCCUCUGAGAGGUGGUGUUGAAAUCACAUUAUUAGGUUCAAAUUUUAGACAAGGCUUGACAGUUAAAUUUGGUAAUAAUAAAGCAUUAUCAACUCAAUGUUGGAGUGAUUCUACUAUAGUUACAUAUUUACCUCCUGCUGCUGUCCCGGGACAAGUUAUUGUUUCAUUUGAAGAGAAUGAAAAUGAAGAUGGUUCAUCAAACUUUGAUAUGAUUAAUACUUCGGUUUUCACAUAUCUUGAUGAUAGUGAUCGACAAUUAAUUGAAUUGGCAUUACAAAUUGUUGGAUUAAAAAUGAAUGGGAAAUUAGAAGAUGCAAGAAAUAUAGCAAGAAAAAUCAUUGGUUCUGAUGAAGGUAAUAAUAACAACAAUAGUACCAAUAAUAAUAUUAAUAUAAAUUCAAUGAAUUUAUCUUCAUUAAAUGAUGAAGAAUUAGUAUUAAAAGUUAUUAAUCAUUUGCCAAAUAAUCCAAAUUGGUCAUUAUGUACCCAAGAAGGUCAAACUUUAUUACAUUUAUCAUGUUUAAAAAAAUAUACUCUUUUAGUUUCAUUAUUAUUGAAAAAAGGUGCCCGUGUUGAUUCUAGGGAUAUUAAUGGAUUUACUCCCCUGCAUAUGGCUAGUUUAAGUGGUGAUAAAUCUUCGGUGGAGAUGUUGAUUAAAUUUAAAGCUAAUUUGAUGGCAAGAUCUAAUAAUGGUUUAGUUCCAAAAGAUUUAGCUCAGGGAGGUGUUAAAGAACUGUUUAAUGAUGAUGAUUUAGUUGAUCAUCAAAGAAAAUUUUCAAAUUCUUCAAAUAAUUCAUCAAUUUUUUCUAUUGAUGAAUUUGAUUUAAAUUUAAAUUUUUCAAAUGGUGCUCAUAUUUCAAGAUUAAUUAAUGAUCAAUUAACUGAUGAUUGUUUAGAAAGUGAUGAUGAUGAAGAAGAAGAAAGUGUUGAAUUAGAAGAAAUUGAUUCAGAAUCUUGGGGUGAAGUUGGAUCAGGUGAAGAUGCUGAUUUUGAAGAUGAUGAUGAUGAAGAAGAGGAAGAGAUUUAUCCAACUCCUAUAACAACACCGACUACUAUUCCACCUUCAACUAAUGAUAUAACUACAACUUCAAAUGAAUUAACUGGAAAUAAUUUAAUUACAAGACAAUCUGAUGGUUCAUUAUGGAAUAAAGUUAAAAAUGUUUUCCAAAAUUCUUCAGAUGUUGAAGAUUUACCAAAAUAUGAUGAUUUAUAUCCAUCCACUUCAAACAAAACUCCAAAAACCAAUUCCUUAUUACCAAAAUUAAGAUUUUCAACAACAAGAACAGAAUCAACAAGAUCAGAUACAUCAUCAUCAGAUGAAAAUGAUGAUUUCCUAAAUAAAUUUUUCCAACAACGUAAAAAUGUUCAAAAUGAUAAAAUGUUAAUAUUUUUUUGGUUACCUUUAUUAAUUUUAAUAAUGUCAUUUUUUAUAUUGAUUAAUUCAGGUUAUGAAUUUCAAUGGAAUGAAAAAUUUCAAGAAUUUAUUAGAACAGGUUUGGGGAAAAUCAUGUUGGGUAAUGAAAGGGUUAAAGUUUUGUUUAAUGAACAUUUUAAUCAAGUUAAUGAAGUUGUUACUAGUGUUAUUAAUGUUAAUAAUUGA
This is a messenger RNA of Hansenula ciferrii, 2976 nucleotides long. It is a transcript of the gene MGA2, whose product is annotated as Mga2p. The record is from RefSeq and is a predicted model, not a curated record. NCBI's taxonomy places the organism in Eukaryota, Fungi, Ascomycota, Saccharomycetes, Phaffomycetales, Wickerhamomycetaceae. Gene Ontology annotation, molecular function: protein binding. The transcript has a single exon. Bases 1 to 2976 code for a protein of 991 amino acids.